AUGGCCCCCAACGAAACCUUCCUCAAAUACAGCACAAGAGCCCGGACGGUACAAAGCCUCUUCAACUUUGACGCCGAGAAAACCUCCAAGCUUGGGGACCUGCAAUUAGCCCAAUUUGUAGUCUACGGCUUACCGGAUGCCCUGCAAGAUCGGAUCAACAAACAACAACUGCUGGAGGUGACCCCAUUCAAUUACGGCCCGUUUGAGAAACAAGCAAACGCGUCGUUCCUCACUUUUCAACGCCCUGCGGAACCGUCUGCCCCGACUAGAGCAGCAUCAUCGGCACCGCCAACUCUCAGCCGGGACGAGUUUAUAUGGCGGGUACACUCAUUUUUAGACUCGCAAGGUCUAUGCCAUUUCUGCAAGAAGCAUUGCGGCAACGCGAACGGCACAUGUCCUGGACCAAUCAACCGAGCCCAUGUCGAUAUUCCAGCCAACUAUCAGACUCCCCCCAAACCACUAAAUUACGUCGCCCCCCGCGCUUGGAGCAAGGAAGUCCCCGCUCCAGGCAAACCGACUAAUCCCCCUGCUGGGCGCCCUACAGUUCGGGCCGCGUCUGUGGCGGGUAUUUCAGCAAGUUCACCCCUUGAGGCCCAGGUCUCGGCUCUGACACUUGAUGCGGCAAUCAGAGAAGACAACCGAUUUGGAGACCAAUUUGACGACGAAGGCUGCUUUCCUAGCCUUGACGCGGCAGCCGUGGCUGCACUGGAAGAUCUAGACAACCAACUCCUCUUGAAUGAGAUCGAGAAAGUCACACAAGCUGAUUUAGCGGACCGCAUUGCUGGCCAAUAG
Messenger RNA from Puccinia graminis f. sp. tritici CRL 75-36-700-3, 792 nucleotides. RefSeq lists its product as uncharacterized. The coding region runs from base 1 to 792 and encodes 263 amino acids. The record is from RefSeq and is a predicted model, not a curated record. Lineage: Eukaryota; Fungi; Basidiomycota; Pucciniomycetes; Pucciniales; Pucciniaceae. The transcript has a single exon.